GGCUCGGGACGUCGUCUCCCGCGUUGGGGCACUUUUGGAAGCAGCUCAGCACGAGCCAGCCAGCAGCCCCCUCCCACCGCCAGCCCCAGCACGCCGGGGGCGGCGUUCCCCGGCUAACCCCCCAGCUUGUUUGCUACGCAGAGUGGCUCGCGCGAGCUGGGGACAGUGAGAGGGGACGGAGUCCAGCAGCCGGGCAGGCACAUGCAGUCCCUGUCAUGAACUGGUGGGAGUUAGUGGACAGCUGUGACAUCGUUAAGAAGGCCUAAGAAGCCAGUCGCAACAUGCCUUUGGACAUUCCAUUGAUCAAAGCCUGACUUUUUAUAAAAUGUGAUGGAGGAAAAGAAAAAGGCAGUAUCAAUUAAAAGUUAGCAAUAUGACAGGUCUGCUAGUCAUGAAACGGAUUCUGCUGGUGGUUUUAUUGGCUGCUGCUGCUAUGUAUGUUAUACUUCACUGCAAUCUGUGGAAGACAGAUGUCUAUUUACUGCCGCCUAUAGCUACACAAAGAAAAUCUGGACUAGAAAAUUGUUCAUCGGCCCCACCAUUUGAGUCUUUAUGGAAUGGUCAGAAAAUAUAUCCAUUCCUAUGUGUUAAUGACUUCAUGCAACUAGCACUGUCCAAUGGAAAUGAUAAGAUUGAAUUACCUUAUGGAAUAAAGAGAGCAGAGAGUUAUUUUCGCCUCGCCCUUUCAAGACUGCAUAACUGUGGACUAUUCAAUGAAGAUAAUGGUGUGAUCUGUAGAAGGUGUGUUGUUGUUGGUAAUGGAGGAGUACUUCGAAACAAGACACUAGGGGAGAAAAUUGACUCGUAUGAUGUGGUAAUAAGAAUGAAUAAUGGUCCCGUCAGAGGGUACGAAGAGGAUGUUGGGAGGAGGACAACUUUCCGACUUUUUUAUCCAGAGUCUAUUUUUUCAGAUCCAAUUCACUAUGAUCCUGAUACUAUUGUAGUUCUUCUCGUCUUCAAACCACAUGACUUAAGGUGGCUCUGGAGCAUAUUGAAUGGUCAUAAAAUAAACACUAAUGGUUUCUGGAAGAAACCGGCCUUGAAAAUGAUCUAUAAAGUUAACCAAAUCAGGAUACUCAAUCCUAUCAUUAUCAGAAAAACAGCGCAUGAAUGGCUUCAGUUCCCAACAAAGUUUUCCAGAAAAGAAAAACCCCAACAUCCUACAACAGGGCUAAUUGCCAUCACACUGGCAUUUCACAUAUGCAAUGAAGUUCACCUGGCAGGCUUUAAGUACAACUUCACUGACCGAAACGGUUCUUUGCACUAUUAUGGCAAUGAGACCAUGUCUGAGAUGAUUGAGAAUGGAUACCACAACAUCAUUGCUGAGCAAAAGUUUUUGAAGUCACUUAUAGAUAAGCAGUUUGUGGUCAGCUUGACAUGAGACUGAAUAGACAAUGGAAGAAUGAUCACUAUUUUCAACAAGAUAGAUUUUAUUUUUUGUACUGUAUUUUUAUUUUUUAAAUGCCAUAUCUGUUAAAGAAAUAUUUAAAAGAAGCACAGAUGCCUCAUAAAGGGGGUGGUAGUGGAGUUCCACUGUCUAGGACUGAUGAUGAUUAUCGCCAUCUCCUGGCACACAACUAGAGUGAACUGAUUUCUGUGAAUCUAUUUAAUUAUGAAAAAAUACAACCUUCAGCUAAAAAAUAUCAGGGAUAUAUAAAAAUAUGAUGCACACCAUUUAUUUAACAAUAAGAAAAUUUUUCAGCAACUGAUUUCUUUUCCGUAUCUUCCUUUCCUGUUGCCCAGAGACUUGGAAGGCUAUGAGAUAAUUGAUUAAGGGAUACAAAGUCUUUCACCUCUCUGUUCUGGUUUGAAAACAAUUUGGGAUAAGUGCACCUGCAAAUCGUUACUAUCUGAAGGGUGUCUAGUAGCUGUACAGUAUAUAAAGUGCAUUUUAAUCUCAGUCCACCUGGGCAGAUGUCUAUAUCAUAGAAAAUCACCUUCAUAAUUCAUGCAGGCUAGUGUUUUCUUGUUGUCUGUCUCAACAAACCAGCUCCAGACUAAACUGCCCAUGGACUCCUGGAUGUAGCAUGUGUACACCUGGGGUGGAGACCCACUGGUAUAACAGUGUGGGGAAGUCUGGAUUGAUCCUGUUCCUGCUGUAUCUAAUUUAUGGAUGCAUUUGUUCUCA
Molecule: messenger RNA, 2128 nt
Organism: Chelonoidis abingdonii (Abingdon island giant tortoise)
Lineage: Eukaryota; Metazoa; Chordata; Testudines; Testudinidae
Gene: ST3GAL6
Product: ST3 beta-galactoside alpha-2,3-sialyltransferase 6
Biological process (GO): glycolipid biosynthetic process
Molecular function (GO): sialyltransferase activity
Source: RefSeq, a predicted model, not a curated record